GUGAAGCCUCACGCGAGGAGACGGCUGCGGGCUGGACGGGGCUCUUCCGGCACCGCACUUCCGGCGUCGUUCCCCGGCGUGCGGAGAGCGGCCCUGACGCGGGGCUGGCACCAUGUUCCUGACCGGGCUCCUGUGCCGCGGCCGCAUCCCCGGCCGGCAGUGGAUCGGGAAGCACCGGCGGCCGCGGACCGUGUCGGCGCUGGCGAAGCAGAACGUGAUCCGUCGCCUGGAGAUAGAAGCGGAGAACCACUACUGGCUGAGCCGGCCUUUCCUCACGGCCGAGCAGGAGCGCGGUCACGCGGCGGCCCGCAGGGCGGCCGCCUUCGAGGCGCUCAAGGCGGCGCAGGUCGCCAAGUUCCCCGCGCACAGUCGGCUGGAGGACCAGCUCGACCACCUCAACGUCACCAGGAGGUGGUACUGACCGUGAGCCCCGCUGGCCCCCGGCCCCGCGAGCUCCACUGCCCACAGUGGGGGCUCGUUCGCCCCGGGUUACUCCCUCGCCUCCCUGAAGGACGGUGCGGACAUGGCCUGCGUCACAGACGACACAAACGUCAUUUGUACAAAGCCGUAAUAAAGCUACCAACUGUGCU
Molecule: messenger RNA, 590 nt
Organism: Dama dama (fallow deer)
Lineage: Eukaryota; Metazoa; Chordata; Mammalia; Artiodactyla; Cervidae
Gene: MRPL57
Product: mitochondrial ribosomal protein L57
Exons: 2
Coding region: 113-421 (102 amino acids)
Biological process (GO): mitochondrial translation
Cellular component (GO): mitochondrial ribosome
Molecular function (GO): structural constituent of ribosome
Source: RefSeq, a predicted model, not a curated record